Messenger RNA from Capra hircus (goat), 4197 nucleotides. It is a transcript of the gene AGAP1, whose product is annotated as ArfGAP with GTPase domain, ankyrin repeat and PH domain 1. The transcript is spliced from 17 exons. Gene Ontology annotation, molecular function: GTPase activator activity; GTP binding; protein binding. Lineage: Eukaryota; Metazoa; Chordata; Mammalia; Artiodactyla; Bovidae. Gene Ontology annotation, cellular component: nucleus. The record is from RefSeq and is a predicted model, not a curated record. The coding region runs from base 606 to 3020 and encodes 804 amino acids.
GGCGCUCGGAGCGGGCUCCGCGGCUUGCACGGCGCCUGCGGCUCGGUCCCAGCUCGGCGGGCGGCGCACAGCAGGCUCGGCGCGGGCGGCCCCGGCGCGCCGGGCGGCGCAGGACGCAGCGCGCGGACUUACGCCGCGGCCAGGGAGCCCUGAGCGGCGCGGCCACUGCCCCCGGGCCGGCCCUCGGCCCCGGCGCUCGGAGCGCGGCGGCCGCCUGGGCUUUAAUGGCUGCUCGGCGGGGCAGCGCCUAGGGGUGGAAGGCGACUGCGGCACAGGAAGGCGCCCGAUCGAGCGUCCUCCGGGGGCCGGCCGCGCCCGCCGCGGCGCGCUCCAUGGGGGCCCGCUGACCUGGGGCGCCGGGGCCCGCUCGCUCGCCGGACCGCCCGCCCGCCGGGCGCGCGUCCCGGCCAUGAACUGAGUCGGCGGGCCGGCCCCGCGCCUGCUCCGCCCGCUCCUUUCUUCUCGCGCCUCCUCCGCCCGCCGCCCGGCGGGCCCGGCUCCCCGGGGGCUGCGGCGCCCGGAGCUCGGCGGCCCGCGGGCCCCGGGGCGCGGGGCGGCGGCGGCGGCGGCGGGGGGCGCGCGGCUCCGGGCGCGGCGCCUGCACCAUGAACUACCAGCAGCAGCUGGCCAACUCGGCUGCCAUCCGGGCCGAGAUCCAGCGCUUCGAGUCGGUCCACCCCAACAUCUACUCCAUCUACGAGCUGCUGGAGCGCGUGGAGGAGCCGGUGCUGCAGAACCAAAUCCGGGAGCACGUCAUCGCCAUCGAAGAUGCCUUCGUGAACAGCCAGGAAUGGACGUUGAGUCGAUCCGUCCCGGAGCUCAAAGUGGGCAUUGUGGGUAACUUGGCCAGCGGCAAGUCGGCCCUGGUGCACCGCUAUCUGACCGGCACGUAUGUCCAGGAGGAGUCUCCCGAAGGUGGCAGGUUCAAGAAAGAGAUUGUCGUGGACGGACAAAGCUAUCUGCUGCUGAUCCGAGAUGAAGGUGGCCCCCCAGAGGCCCAGUUUGCCAUGUGGGUGGACGCCGUCAUAUUUGUCUUCAGCUUGGAGGACGAGAUCAGUUUCCAGACCGUCUACCACUACUACAGCCGCAUGGCCAACUACCGGAACACGAGUGAGAUCCCGCUGGUCCUGGUGGGGACCCAGGACGCCAUCAGCUCCACCAACCCGCGGGUCAUCGACGACGCCCGGGCGCGGAAGCUCUCCAGCGACCUGAAGAGGUGCACGUACUACGAGACGUGCGCCACGUACGGGCUGAACGUGGAGCGGGUCUUCCAGGAUGUUGCCCAGAAGAUUGUUGCCACGAGGAAGAAGCAGCAGCUGUCCAUAGGUCCCUGCAAGUCCCUCCCCAACUCGCCCAGCCACUCGUCCGUCUGCUCCGCGCAGGUGUCCGCCGUGCACAUCAGCCAGACGAGUAAUGGCGGCGGGAGCCUGAGCGACUACUCCUCCUCCGUGCCGUCCACGCCGAGCACCAGCCAGAAGGAGCUCCGCAUCGACGUGCCGCCCGCGGCCAACACGCCCACGCCCGUCCGCAAGCAGUCCAAGCGCCGGUCCAACCUCUUCACCUCUCGGAAAGGGAGUGACCCAGACAAAGAGAAGAAAGGCCUGGAGAGUCGGGCGGACAGCAUCGGGAGCGGUCGAGCCAUCCCAAUUAAACAGGGCAUGCUGCUGAAGCGCAGUGGCAAGUCAUUAAACAAGGAGUGGAAGAAGAAGUACGUCACCCUGUGUGACAACGGCGUGCUGACCUACCACCCAAGUCUGCACGAUUACAUGCAGAAUGUUCACGGUAAAGAGAUUGAUCUUCUGAGAACCACUGUGAAAGUCCCAGGGAAGAGGCCCCCCCGAGCCACGUCGGCCUGCGCACCCAUCUCCAGCCCGAAAACCAACGGCCUGUCCAAGGACAUGAGCAGCUUGCACAUUUCACCGAAUUCAGACACGGGGCUGGGUGACCCCCUGUGCUCGAGCCCCAGCAUUUCCAGCACCGCCAGCCCCAAGCUCGACCCGCCCCCCUCCCCUCACGCCAACAGAAAGAGGCAUCGGAGGAAGAAGAGCACGAGCAACUUCAAGGCCGACGGCCUCUCCGGCACCGCUGACGAGCAAGAGGAAAACUUUGAGUUUAUCAUUGUGUCCCUCACUGGCCAGACGUGGCACUUUGAAGCCACCACAUAUGAGGAACGAGACGCGUGGGUCCAGGCCAUUGAGAGCCAAAUCCUCGCCAGCUUGCAGUCGUGUGAGAGCAGCAAGAACAAGUCCCGGCUGACCAGCCAGAGUGAGGCCAUGGCCUUGCAGUCGAUACGGAACAUCCGCGGGAACUCCCACUGCGUGGACUGCGAGACCCAGAAUCCCAACUGGGCCAGUCUGAACUUGGGAGCCCUCAUGUGUAUCGAGUGCUCAGGGAUCCACCGGAACCUCGGCACCCACCUCUCUCGAGUCCGGUCUCUGGACCUCGACGACUGGCCUAUUGAGCUCAUCAAGGUGAUGUCGUCCAUCGGGAACGAGCUGGCCAACAGCGUCUGGGAGGAGAGCACCCAGGGACGGACGAAGCCCUCGCUGGACUCCACAAGGGAAGAGAAGGAACGGUGGAUCCGGGCCAAGUAUGAGCAGAAGCUCUUCCUGGCCCCGCUGCCCUGCACGGAACUGUCCCUGGGCCAGCACCUGCUGCGGGCCACGGCCGACGAGGACCUGCGGACAGUCAUCCUGCUGCUGGCGCACGGCUCCCGGGACGAGGUGAACGAGACCUGCGGGGAGGCGGACGGCCGGACGGCGCUGCACCUGGCCUGCCGGAAGGGCAACGUGGUCCUGGCCCAGCUGCUCAUCUGGUACGGGGUGGACGUGAUGGCCCGCGACGCGCACGGGAACACGGCACUGGCCUACGCGCGGCAGGCCUCCAGCCAGGAGUGCACGGAAGUCCUGCUGCAGUACGGCUGCCCCGACGAGCGCUUCGCGCUCAUGGCCACCCCCAACCUGUCCCGGAAGAACACUAACCGCAACAACAGCGGCGGGAGGGUGCCCACCGUCAUCUGAGGACCGCGGUGUGCCCGCAGCCUCCCGCGCGUGUCCUGGGGAGUCACCCACGUGAGUCCCGUCGGGUCCCCCUCACUUCUCCUGGUGGUCCCGGCCACGCACCCACCCACCACACCACCCCACCCCCUCCUCACCCCGAGCAAAAUCACAAAACCCAGAUGGCCCUCGAGGGGCGCGAAGAGGCUGCAGCGUCGACUCCCUUGCAUAGACUCCCCCCGACCGACAACAUGAGCGGCCAGAGAGCCUGGGUUCUUGAUGGUUAGCACACCGGCGCCCGGACCCCGGUCCAUCCGGCGGCCGGAGAAGACCGAGCGUGGCACAAGGGGCGGUGGGGGGGCGCGCAGGGGGCGGGGGGUGGGGGAGGGCGACGCAGCCAGCAGAAAGGGGGUGACUCUCCUUAACUGGCAGUUAAGCACAUCAGUACAUUUCACCUCUACCAAACGGAACACUUGGAUUUCAUCUCUUCUCCGAGGAGCUUGACGGCAUAAAUCAGAAGCAAGCAGAGUUUGUCAGGUUUGAAGCCCCUAUGAUGGUAUGUGUCAAAUCAGUUGUAGCUAAUCUGUCCAGGGAGGAUACUGGCUUCAUUACGCUCGUGUAGUUGAGUUCUUCCAGCAUUACCGCUGCUUAAUAGAACAUGAUUACUCAUCACCGGGAAGAAAGCGUAUUAGCGGCGGAGGUAGUUACACAGCACGCUCGGGUGAUUGCCGCGAUGUGAUCGCAAUAUUCUGAGAAGCCGCGUAUUAUCCCAGACAUGUUCUCCCAAGCCCUUGGAGCCCUCCUUUCUAAAUUCACUGUCAUAAUUUAGUAUCUGUUUAAUUUUUCAGUCCAAAGAGAGGAAAUCAGUUGCUGAGUAUUAUUUGACUGCACUCUCCUUGGUGCAAAAACAAAAUGGAGAAAAAUAAAUAAGAGUGACUUGGAAUUUCAAAAGGAAACCACGAAUUCCGCUAACCACGACAUUUCAAGCACAUUUAGUAAACUCAGUAAAGGUGUAAAAGGCUUUUUUUUUUUUUUUUUUUUCCUAAACCAGAGAGAUAUUUUUUGUCCUUCUGCCAAGGUGGGUGUCUUGGGUGUCAGUCACUCCGGGGCCCACGCGGCCCAAGUCAUGCAGGCCUCUGUAUUCUGUCUUUAGACAAGAUGUGUUGAAAAUCUAUUUGAAUAAAAGAAGUUCAUAAAUAUG